AUGUUCGCCGACGCCGGCUUCAGCUUCUCCGCCUACUCUCCUUCCCCGCAGCCGCAGGGCUACUCAUACUCGCCCCCGCUCUUCUCCCACCCCUACCCCGACCACUCCUCCUUCUCCUCUGCCCCCAACACCGCUGCUCCGGCGCAACCGCCGCAACUCCCUCUCCCUCUCCCUCUCCCUCUCUUGCACCAGCAACACCAACAACAUCAAGCCGCCGCUGCACCCGACGACGACGACGCCUCCGCCGCCAUGUACCACCACCUGGGAGACAUGGGGCAGCCAUCCCUGAUAUCAGAGUAUGACCUUGGAGCAGAGGGCGACCUGUUCAAGGCCCCGGAGCCCAUAAUCGAGGAGCCGCUGCUGGCCCUCGAUCCCGUCGCCGCCGCCAUCUCCAUGAUGUCCGGCGGCGACAACGCCAUGGACGACAGCAUCAAGGUCUCGGACAUGGGCCUGAGCGAGGUGCUGUACGAGUGCGAGAAGGAGCUCAUGGAGAAGUCGGCCAUCGAGGAGACCAUAUCCGAGCUGCUGGACGUCAAGAUCCCCAUGCUGCAGGUCGAGGACGUGCCCGGGGAGCUCAGGGCCUCCUCGUCAUCGACAAUUGCCGCCGGCACCGGCGAGUGCUCGCUCCAGAAGAGCGUCAGCUCCGGGUGCCUCAACUCGGGCGACUGGAUGAACGGGUCGGCGGUGAGGCCCAACUUCCUCGACUUCCAAGGGCUCGACUUCGAGGCCGCCUUCGGGCUCCGGCGAGCCUACAGCGAGGGUGACAUUCAGAAGCUUGGUGCCAAUACCCCUCGGCCUGGGAUCGCGGCAAAUGUGCAGGCAUCUGGUGAGAGGCUUGUGACCAUCAGCGACCUCAAAAGCGAGGAGAGGAAGCAGAAGCUCAACAGGUACAGGAAGAAGAAGAUCCAGAGGAACUUUGGCAGAAAGAUCAAGUAUGCUUGCAGGAAGGCUCUGGCAGACAGCCAGCCGAGGGUGCGAGGGAGGUUCGCCAAGAUGGACGAUGGCUACAUGCUCAAGCCAAGGAAGUAG
Triticum turgidum subsp. durum (durum wheat) is the source of this 1029-nucleotide messenger RNA. The record is from the annotation of a GenBank genome assembly. Lineage: Eukaryota; Viridiplantae; Streptophyta; Magnoliopsida; Poales; Poaceae.